Molecule: messenger RNA, 3057 nt
Organism: Cuscuta epithymum
Lineage: Eukaryota; Viridiplantae; Streptophyta; Magnoliopsida; Solanales; Convolvulaceae
Source: the annotation of a GenBank genome assembly
UUAAUAUACAUUAAGUCUGCGUGUGAAAGAAAAGAAAAGAAACGUGAGAAAGAAGAGAGAAAAGAAGAAAAGAGUGAGGGAAAGAAAGGAGCAGAGGACUGUCCGAAUAAUCGCCACCACCCAACAAAACGCCUCGCCGGGAAAAAUUUCAACGACGCCGGAAAAAGGAGCUCGUCGGUAAAAGAAAGCAGGCUUGCUGUAACACAGUAGCAGGCCGCCAAGGAGAGAGACUGCUGCUGCGCCGGAGGAAGAAUAUCCCAGACGGCUGCUACCCAAUCGCCGGACUGAACGAACUCUACCCGCCGCCUCACCGGUACUCUCUAAAGAAGACGUACGACUCAAGGUGAUUUCGGUGAAGAUGGAAGUAGAAGCUUCGGUUAGGAAUUAUCGCAAUUCGAGGAAUUGAGGAUCAUAUUGAAGUUGAUUUCGAGAGCUUCCGCUAAAACACAUAGACUAAAGUGAUUGAGUAAUUUAUUUUAGUCUUAAUUUUAAAGAAUUGUAGUUGAACAGUUAAUUAUGGAAAAUUUUAAUUUGUUGGUGGUGGAUAGCCUGUGCACUCGGUUAUGUGAGAACCGAGUGUGGCGGUAACGCCCCUUAUUUCCAUUUAAAUUUCCGCUGCACAAUUCUGAUGUUUUCAAAUAAAGUUUAAAUUCUUUUGAAUAAAUCAUUAUUCAAAUGUAUUUUUGGGUGGGAAAUUUGGGGGUGUUACAAGUUGGUAUCAGAGCCUUUCUUCUUUUUUUAUGGGGGUUUUCAAACAUUUUCUGAGAUUUUCUUUUUCCUCAAGUGAUACCAACAAAUUGGUAUGAUUUUCGAAAGUGGAUUUUUGAAUAAAAGUUUUCAUUCACUAACUUCGGUUUCAAAAAAAAAGGAGUUCAUAACAUUUUAUAAGAUUUUCUAAAACUCUUUAAGAGAUACCAACAAAUUGGUAUCAGAGCCUUUGAUUUUUUUUAAAUGGGGGUUUUCAAAUAAAAGUUUUUCCUAAAGUGACUAUGGUUUUCAAAAAAAAAAAAAAUAGUUUCGAACAUUUUUUUUUUACUUUCUAAAACUUCAAUGAGUAAUACCAACAAGUUGGUAUGAGAGACUUUGAUUUUCUAAAAUGGAGUUUUUUAAACAGAUUUUCUUAAACUCCCUUAAGUGUAUCAAAGCCUUAAUAUUUUCCAAGGGGACUUUUGUAAAAUGCUUUUCUGAAAUACUAAGAAAUUAAUUUACUAGGGAAUAAGUAAUAACUUCUAGGACCGCGGUGAGAAUGUGAGAUUUUGAAUUUCUAUUUUGGUGGAGUUUGUGGUUCUUUGAAUUGUUUGAGUUAUACUUAAAUGAGAUAUACUUACCAAAUUAUGUGAAUAGUGAGUUAUUAGGUAAGGUAGUGUAAUUGUGAAUAUCAUUCGAUAUACUUCGUGUCCUAAACAUUAUUCUUUCAAGUAGACAAUGAAGUCAACAAGAAACAAAGUAGAAGACAAUGCCGUCGCACCGACGAAUGCGGAGUUGGCUCAAAAUAUGGUUCAACUCAUCCAGACCAUCGGGAGUGUGCUAAUUCAGAACCAACACCAACAACGUCUCAAAAACCGCAAUGAUGUAGCGAAACAUGUAGCGAAGCGCAAUCCACCAUGUUAUUUAGGCCAAGAAGACCCUCUCAUCCUUGAGGAUUGGAUUCGCACUUUCGACAAACUCUUCGAUGCUAUAAACUGCCCUGCAGAUCAACGAAUUAAUACGGCUGCGUACUAUCUAUGUCAAGAAGCAGACAAUUGGUUGGCCACGACUGCCCCAACGUUGCGUCAACAACCCGACUUUUCUUGGGAGACGUUCAAGGAGGCAAUGCGAAAAAGAUUCUACCCAGAGCACGUGAGAGCUGAGAAGUAUGAAGAAUUUUUACAUCUGAAGCAAGUAGGCAUGACUGUCCAAGAGUACCACUCUAAAUUCUUGAAUCUCGCACGAUUUGCACCCACGCUAGUUCCCGAUGAAAUCGAGAAAACAAAUAAGUUUAUACGCGGUCUGAACUUCGAGACGCAAAAAGCUCUUUGCGUUUCAGAAUGCCAAACGUUGAACGAUGCCUACAACAAAGCUGGCAAGCACUAUCGAGUGCAACAACUCCAGAAGAAAACACUCAAGAGAGCGAGGAAAGUGACUGAAGGAGAAAGCAAACCGGGAGGCAAACAAUGCAAGCUAAAUCAGCUAGGGCACACUCGGAACGAGAAGAAGAUCAACAACCAAGGCCAAGACCAGAAGCGUAAGAAGAAGAACUCAACUGAAGAGAUGCACUUCUACUGCUCGAAGUGUAGAAAAGAUCACCCUGGGAAAUACUGUGAUGGAACGCUCGUACGAUGUUUUCAUUGUGACAAGCUAGGACAUAGGGUGUUCGAGUGUUAUUCAAGGAAGAAGGGAAUCCCUCCAACUCGUGGACUCAAUCAUCAUCCAAAACGCAAUGGAAGAACCUCAGAAUAGUAGGCAAACAAUGCAAGCUAAAUCAGCUAGGGCACACUCGGAACGAGAAGAAGAUCAACAACCAAGGCCAAGACCAGAAGCGUAAGAAGAAGAACUCAACUGAAGAGAUGCACUUCUACUGCUCGAAGUGUAGAAAAGAUCACCCUGGGAAAUACUGUGAUGGAACGCUCGUACGAUGUUUUCAUUGUGACAAGCUAGGACAUAGGGUGUUCGAGUGUUAUUCAAGGAAGAAGGGAAUCCCUCCAACUCGUGGACUCAAUCAUCAUCCAAAACGCAAUGGAAGAACCUCAGAAUAGUAGGCGAAAACAUAUCAAUUCCUAAUUUUCAUAAUUAGUAAAAAUGUUUGAGAAUUAUGUAUCAUUUGAUCUUUGACGAAUAAAUUAUUUUCUUGAAUAAGUUAAAUGCUUCGGGGACGAAGCAUUCUUUUAAGGAGGGUAGAAUGUGACACUCCAUAAAUUUAAUAAAAAGAAUUUAACAUUAAUUAAAAUGUGACACCACACAAUUAUAGUUGCGGAUAUUUUUCUUAGCUUAUGCUUCGGGACGAAGCAUCUUUUAAGGAGGGUAGAAUGUGACACCCCGAAAAAUUUAAAUAAAAUAAAUAAUUUUAUUAGUCAGAUA